Molecule: messenger RNA, 288 nt
Organism: Rodentolepis nana
Lineage: Eukaryota; Metazoa; Platyhelminthes; Cestoda; Cyclophyllidea; Hymenolepididae
Source: the annotation of a GenBank genome assembly
AUGAAUUCGAAACAUUCCUAUCAGACGGUAUUUGAUUCAGAUCUCUACGUUAGAAUGUGCAGCCUCCGCUAUCUAGUGCUUCUUGGUUGCGUGUUUCUUCUAAGUUUUCUCGCUGAACCUAUUCUGAGUGUCGAAGAUGAUGGUUUUCAACAAGCCGAUGAACUUGAACCUGGAGGAGUCUAUCAGUAUAUUCCCGUGAAGGGACACAAUUCAUUUGGAAAGUUCAGACGAUCAGCUGAUUACCCGUCUGCCUACGCCAAGCGAGCCCAGUUCUUGAGAAUCGGCUAA